GGUAUCAACCCUUGUUCAACCUUCGCAAGUUCCUAAGGAACCAUAUUGGUUCUUAGGGUUUGGCCUACAGCUUCAAUUUGAGGAGUGGUCCCAAACGCAGUAUUCUCACCUUCGAAGGUACAGCUUCCUGCUCAGUCUUCCUAAAGAUCGACAUACAGAUCUCUAAACGUCUUCUGGUCCUUCGCUCUUUGUUUUCUCAUAAUUUGUAAUCUUUUCUCAUCACAGUAAGUGAAAAUCACCAUAUUAUCAUCUUGCAUCAUUGUUCAUCACGCGCUUUUCUUUCUUUCUUUAAUUACCAUCCGCGAUCUUCAAACCACUAUUUUACAGUCCUUGCUCAUCUUCUACAGAAUAAUUCAUAUAUUGUUGUUAAGCUGGAUCUACUAACUUCAAAGUGGGCCAAUCUUACACGACCAUGAGUCAACCAUCUACAAGUCAAAAAGGUGAACCAGAUGCUGAUGCAGCGGCCUCACUAAGAGAAAGUGGGGUCAAACCUGAAAUUAUUGAUGAUUCUGCGUCAUCAGUGAGCGAGGGAGCAGAUCUUGCUACCGCCCAGUACGAGUCGAUCACGGUUGUGAGGAAAGAAAACGCCGUCAACGACAGCAUUCUCUUCUUGGGAAAAGUCGAAGGUAUCGUGGCAGGACACACGGCUAUGUUUCCUGAGUUCAAAACAUGGCAAGAUCAAACGAAACAAAUUCUCAAUGGCAUCAAGAGCCCUCGUGUGCUUGUCGGGGUUCUUGGAUAUACUGGUAGUGGCAAAUCAUCACUAAUCAAUGCGCUCAUCGAUGAGGAAAUGGUAGUUCCCGCGAAUGCCAUGCGCGCCAGCACGUCCGUGGUUACAGAGAUUUCAUGGAAUGACUCUGAUGAUCCCGAAAAGGCCUUUCGCGCUGAAAUAGAGUUCAUCAGUGAAACAGAAUGGAAGGAAGAAAUGGAUGUCUUGUUAGAUGAUCUAAAGAAUGCCACUAAAGGAGAAGAUGUUUCUGUUAAAUCUGGUAGCCAGGCGAGCACCGCCUUUGCCAAGAUAUCUGCAGUUUGGCCCGGCGUCACUCUUUCCAAACUUAAGGGUAUGACUUCGCAGGAACUUUUUGACCAAAUCGAUGGCGUUUCUAAUAUAUUGGAUUGCCAUUUGGAAAUCGCAAAGCCCAAAGCCAAGCCCUUUUCACGAGAGAUCAGCAAGUACAUCGAUUCAAAUAACAAGCAAAAAUCCUCGAAUGAGAUAUCCUACUGGCCUUUGGUGCGUUGUGUUCGCAUAUACACAAAAGCUGAGAUCCUUCGACAUGGGCUCGUAUUAGUCGAUUUGCCUGGCCUAGGAGACUCUAACACGGGUCGAACGCAGGUCGCGGAGAAUUAUUCCAAGAGACUUACUUACGUAUGGAUCGUGGCUGAUAUUGUUCGUGCAAUCGAUGAUCAGGUCGCGAAGGAUCUAAUGGGGAAAUCCUUCAGAAGACAACUACUCAUGGACGGUAAGUACGAUGAUAAAUAUGUCACCUUCAUCAUGACGAAGACCGAUAUUAUCAAUAAUGAAGAGGUUAUAGAGUCAUUGCAGCUCCGUGAGAAGAAUUUGAAGGAUAUUCUGGGCCGAGAAGCAGAUAUUUUGAAGGACAUACAAGAUGGCCAGCAAGCAUUGGCUCGAAAAUCCUUGAAACUCAAAAAGAUCAAACGGGCACUGAAGUUACUCUCGAGUAAUGCUGAAUCGACAAAAGCUGAUAGUUCCGCACCACGCAAACGCAAACAUUCCAAGGAAGACAGGAGAGGAGAUGGAGAUCAACCAUCAGGUGACUCAAAGCCCAUGGACAUGGACGUACCCAGUAAAAGACUCUUGACUAAGAAGAAAGCCCAUAAUGCCAAGGCCAUUAAGAUGCUUGGAAAGAGGCUCACUGGGUUGAAACUUAUACUCAAGUCGAUCAGAAACGAUAUUAAAGCUGCCUGUACACAAGCUCGUAGCAGGUACACUCAAGAGCAUCUUAGGAUGGAUUUCGAGAAUGGGCUGCGAGAGUUGAAACAGGAUAUUUCUGAUGAUGCCAAUGAUGAAAAGCAGCUUGGAAAUGAGGAUGAAGCAGAAAGUAAACAUCUGGUGUACCGGAGAGGCCUCACUGAACAGCUCCAAAUCUUUUGUGUAUCCUCUAAAGGGUACCAGAGACUUUGUGGUCGCUUCAAGAGAGACCCGUUGCCAAACGGAUUUGGAACCAUCAAAGAUACAUGUAUUCCCAAACUACAAGAGUAUGCAGCAGCAUCUACUCUGACAGUCCGCGGAAAGAUAGCCGACUCCUUCUUAACCGAGUCCAAUCUCCUCAAGUUAAGUAUUAAAUCAUGGGCCGAAAACGUUUCGCCUAACUCUUUGUCCGCGUCUCAAACAGACAAACUCAAUGAAAUGUUGGGGGAAAAGUUAGAAACUCUUCACAAGACCUUCAGUCAUGCUUUGACCGUGGCAAUAUCGCGUAUCCGCGAGAUCAUCAUGACCGAGAUCCUCCCAACUUUACGAAGCUGCAUUCGCGUGAGUACAGAAAAGGCCGAGGAGGCUUGUAAGGAACUCAUGAACGCAGACACUUCUUAUCAAACAUGGAAAGCUAUCUGUCGUAGAUUUGGCAAAUUUAACAAUAAGAAGAACGCCACGUAUGACUGGAUCGGCGUAUUCUUACAGCCGUUCUGGGGGGAACUCGCCCAGCCUUGGGAUAAAGUAUUCAACUCACAAAUGCAGAGUGUACACGACAGGUAUGCUUGGAACUUGGUUAGAGCAAUUAGAGUGUUUUCAACCGAUAUAAGACCCCUCCUCCAAAGUAUGUCGGAAGCCUCCGCAUCUAAAUCGCCAAUAGAUUUCUUGGCUAAGAUACCUUACCUGGAGAAGAGGACUAGGACUGCAGUAUCCGGUUCUUUGAGCUCGGCUCAACGUCAAGCACAAGAAAUUCAUCGACUAAUUGAGCCACGCAUUCAGCAUCAUAUGCGCCCCGUAUAUGAAAAGUGUAGCCAGGAAUCCAAAAUAGGAGCUCUGGGCCGAAUGAAAGAGCAUCUCCUCGACCACAUCAAGAAAAACAAUAAAGUCAUGUAUAAUGACUCGUCAGAUUUGCUCAAUACUAGAUUGAACAAAAUGACGACCAAUCUUGAGGAAUUAUUAAAAGAGGCGCAUUCUCAAACAUCCCACUACCUCAGAACAGAAAUCAGAAAUAUGAUAAUGUGGGCAAUCGCGAAAGACGAUGAGACCAGAGAGAAUGUCAGGAAGACUAUACGCAAAGAGCUAACUAUACAGUUGGAUACCUUGGAAGUGGCAUUGGGUAGAGGCACUUCUAAGCCCACGGAUCGCUUUCUCUCGGUGAGGACAGAGACAAAGCCAGAUGACGACAGCAGUGAGGACAACGACGAGGAUGAUGAUAUUAGUGAUGAUAGUGACAGCAGCGACAACAGUGAUGUCGGCGAUAACAGUGAUGGUAGUGAAGAAGCCGAAAGUACCGGUGACGGUAUGGAAGACUCGUAAUUUAACAUCGUGGUCUUACCAUUGGAAUUGUGCGCCAUCAGAGCUGGAUCAUCGAUUUAAGGAGAUGAACACGUCUGCAAGCUUCUUUCUCGCAUUUAUUGACAUUUCGUUACAUUUCAAAGCUCGUCAAAUCCAUAUUCUGACACUUACGGCGUUGAUUUUAUUCCCAUUAUUUUUGUUUUUUAUUUAUCAAGGGAAAUCUUUGUUGGGCAGCGGGAACAACAUCUUAUGCGGAGACGAGUAGAUAGGAGCAUCAAGCUGAGUUAUUAUUGCCUACUUUCUACUUUCUACUUUCUACUUUCUAUAUUUUAAAUUUUAGCAACAAUGAAUCCAAAUGCCAUUUACAACCUGAUGAUUUACCUCCGCUUUGGACGACAAGAUGCAUGAAAGUUGCCAACAUGAAUUUUGACCAAAAUAGAUCUCAUCAUCACCCGCCUCA
This is a messenger RNA of Botrytis cinerea B05.10, 3905 nucleotides long. RefSeq lists its product as hypothetical. The record is from RefSeq and is a predicted model, not a curated record. NCBI's taxonomy places the organism in Eukaryota, Fungi, Ascomycota, Leotiomycetes, Helotiales, Sclerotiniaceae. The coding region runs from base 413 to 3466 and encodes 1017 amino acids. The transcript has 5 exons.